This is a messenger RNA of Opisthocomus hoazin, 261 nucleotides long. NCBI's taxonomy places the organism in Eukaryota, Metazoa, Chordata, Aves, Opisthocomiformes, Opisthocomidae. The record is from RefSeq and is a predicted model, not a curated record.
AUCGACUUCCCUGAGUUCCUCUCGCUGAUGGCGAGGAAGAUGAGGGACACGGACAGCGAGGAGGAGAUCCGUGAAGCUUUCCGCGUCUUUGAUAAGGACGGCAACGGCUACAUCAGCGCGGCGGAGCUGCGGCACGUCAUGACCAACCUGGGCGAGAAGCUGACGGACGAGGAGGGGGACGAGAUGAUCAAGGAGGCCGACUGCAACAACGAUGGCCAGGUCAACUACGAGGAGUUCGUCAGGAUGAUGACGGAGAAGUGA